Glarea lozoyensis ATCC 20868 is the source of this 2694-nucleotide messenger RNA. RefSeq lists its product as uncharacterized. Gene Ontology annotation, cellular component: nucleolar ribonuclease P complex; ribonuclease MRP complex. NCBI's taxonomy places the organism in Eukaryota, Fungi, Ascomycota, Leotiomycetes, Helotiales, Helotiaceae. The transcript has a single exon. Gene Ontology annotation, biological process: tRNA 5'-leader removal. The record is from RefSeq and is a predicted model, not a curated record. The coding region runs from base 1 to 2694 and encodes 897 amino acids.
AUGGGACCCAAGACACCCUCGACGAAUGCUGUCACAUUAUCGAAAGGUCAGAAACGAAGAGCUCCCCCGCCGACGUCCUCAUGUACUCCAAAUGCGGAUCGAGGCCGUGGUCCUAAACGCGUCAAGCUGUACGAUGCGCGAACUAUCCUCAGCCAGAAUAAAGAUGCGGCGCUCAAGAACGGGGAGCUGGACUUGAACGCAUUCUUGAAGGCACGUGAAUUCGAGAUCAAGGCAUUGGAAGAUGGCAUGCAAAGAUCCAAGGGCAAUCUCAUGGAGAGAGCUUUCCAGUCAGUUCCGAGAGACUUGAGGAGACGCACUGCGAGUCACAAUGUCAAAAGAGUACCAAAGCGACUGCAGAAAAGAGCGAAACGGGAAAUGGAAGGCGACAAUACACCUACAGUUGAUUCGAGUAAAAGAAAACCGAGGACGACCCGAGGUAGAUUACGAGCGGAAACUGCGAAGAGAUUAGGCAUUCUGGCGGCAAAGAAGCUUGCGCAAAAGUCCAAAACUGGAGAUGCUGAAAAAAAGUUAGACAUAAGAGCCGCGCGGCCGAAGAUUCGCAAGGACAAACUCAAUGGUCCACCAAAACCAGUUUCAAAAUUCAGGAAAAGACAGAUCCAUAAGACAUGGUUACCUACUCAUAUGUGGCAUGCGAAACGAGCACGAAUGACGGAGCCAAAGAAUCCGUUUUGGAGAUUUGCUCUUCCUGUCACAUCUACAGAAAAGUCUUACCGCCCAACGCAUCGUGCCUCUGGUGCGAGGGGAGCAGUUGCCUGGGAUAUGAGCUACAUGAGUACAAUUGGACUCGAAGGUCCCGUCGAAAGCCUUGAAAAGGUGCUAAAAGCUAUGGGAGUAACCGAAGCGAACUUGUGGGAACGAAGGGGUGCGCUUUGGCGGGGUGGGAAGAGAAGUUGGACAGGAUGGUUGCCAAGGAAGUCAGGAGACGAUUGCGUUCAGAUUGGCCCUUCAACGAUCAUCUGGUGUAAUUCAGAAUCAAUUUCUUCAAUUCAAACAGACGCUUCCAAAAAGCACCCAUCACAAAGAAUCUUUGUGAGAAUACAUCCGUCUAUGUUCCUGGAGACUUGGGAUGAGCUCCUUCGGAUAUCAAAACUUCAGCGCCCAAAGGUUCACAUUGAAGAUCUUCGUUUCGAAAUUGGAAGCAUAAGUAUCACUGGGCCAGGUUCAACAGAAUCUCUACUUGGGAUUCUAUAUCCUUUUGAGAAGUCUGCCAGCUCGGCAGCUGAGUCUGGUGAUCAGCACGCAGAUACAUUUAAAUUACUAGCUGGAGUGACAAAUCCUGCGGCUUUACCUGCGAAUGCGAUUCUGUCCUUUCUAGUAAUGGAUCCACGCCUUCGUUAUCCGUCUAGAAGGAUCACCUUACCCAAACCUGAGGAUGAAGAAGCCAAUUUCAAGCAGCUUGAAAUCUUAUCGGCUUGGCCAGUUGAUAAUUCGAAUCCAUCACCUGGGCUAUUUGAUCGAAAUACACGCUUCAAAGCUACACGACUACCAGCUCAAAAGGCCAUAAAUCGUCGCAAAGGAAAUGCACCGCCUGGUGCUCAUCCUACUCCUCUCCCAACAGAUCCGCAAAUUCCUAUCAUGCUAAUUGCCUCUCGCAAUUCGUCCUCUACCUCAGCACAAGGCACUUGGACUCUUCUUGCACCUUGGAAAUGUAUACUGCCUUUCUGGUACGGCCUCGUCCAUCAUCCCCUGACUUCAGGUGGUAAUCCACGGUUUGGAGGGCUUGAUGAACUUCGCCAGACCCAUUUCGAGCACGGAACUCCGUGGUUUCCAGCGGAUUUUCCAGGAACUGAUGCUGGUUUCGCUUGGGAGCUUGAAAAGAGGAAAGAACGAAAAGCGAAAUGGGAUAGGAGACCUAAAGGGAAGAGGAUCGAAUGGGACUCUUUAGAUCUUGGCGCUGGUCGAAAAGGAGAAAUAGGGCGAGGUUGGGCUUGUGAUUUCGAGAGAUUGAUUGGAAUUCAUCCAUUACCCGAGGAAGAUCAUUCUGUGAAUACUACGGACAUUACUCCCCAAGUAACAACUCAAGAUACCGCGGACAAAAUGAAGACAAAAGAACCUGAAUCUGCCAUUCCAACAGAACCGAAGAGAAUCACCUCCCCAAUCCACCACAUCUCCAAAAAAGCCUUCACCACUCUCCUCUCAACACCUAACCCCCCAGCACCUCCACCAACACAAGUCGCAACCAUCCGUCUCACCCUCACAUCCCGCGGCGUCGCCUCUCCAUGCGCACGCAUCUACCGUCUCCCCCAACCUCCCUCCCAAGAAGACUCAACCCUCUCCACCAACGCCUCCACGCCCCCAUCCACAACGCGCGAAGCCUGGCUCGAUCUCCUUCCCUCCAACUCCAAAACCAAACCCACCAUCAAAAACCCAACACGCAUCGCCCACACCACCUCCCUCACCGAACGCACCCGUCUCCUCGCACAAUCCCUCCUCGAACCCCCUACAAAAGAAGAGGAGCCCCCGAAUGUGCCGGAUGAAGAAGAUCUCAUCGGGUUCGUUACCACCGGAGAAUUUAGUCUGGCGGAGGGGAGGGGCGUGGCUGUGGGGACUGUUGUGGUGGGAAGGGUGCUUGGGAGGGAAGGGGGGGAGAAAAGGAAGGGAGGGGAGAGGUUGUGCAUUGUUCGGAAUGCGGGGGAGAAGGGGGGACGGUUGGCUAGGUGGGAAGAGGUGUGA